AUGCAGAGAGAAGGCCCUCAAUACCGCACAGACAUCCAGAAAAUGAUGUACAUCCAUGGAGAAGUCCCAGAUCCUCUACCAGAGACAACGGACUUUAUCAAGACCAUUGUGCACGAACAGAUGAUUGAAAUUAUAAAACGAGCCGCAGAUAUCACCAGCCUUCGAUCCUCCCAGCAAAUCACUCCCCUAGAUAUCGUCUUCGUCAUCAGACAUAACAAGCAGAAAGAAACCCUUGUCCAGAAGCACGUCAAGUUUACUGAAAUUCGCAAGACCAUCAAGUGCGACAGAAAGGAGAAGCGGGUUUUGACGCAGGAAGAAAAGAAAGACAGUAACCGCACUGGCGCAGAUCUCAUACUUCCAGGCUAUACUAUUCCGUUUCUCAACGAGACAGUGAUCAAGUGUGGUGACGACUCUGUGGACAAUCUAUCCGCGGCGAACGACGCCUAUCAACAACGUCUCGCGGACGCAGAUGAACGCACCCGAAACAUGUCCGAAGCAGAGUAUGCCAAGUGGACGGGUUUUCGGCGGGCAUGGUUCACGAAGGGCCGGAAAGAGCGAUUCGGCGAGUGGUUGGGCCUAGAGAGCAUGACGGGGGUGUCGCUGCAUGACGACGUUUUCGAGGUCCUGAGUUUGCUGGCGUUUGAUGUCGUGGUGAACGUGACCAAGGAGGCGUUGAGGGUCAAGGAGGUUGAAGUUCGAGAGUGUCUUCGAGAAGAGACACUCCGUGCCUUCAACGAUCCGUUUUCUUUAAGGUCGCAGGAUCCUGUCCAGCCUGAUCCGCUUCAAGUCAGACAUGUUCGUGAUGCAUUCAAUCGGUUGCGGGUGAAUCCGCGCCAAGGGGUUGCGAAUCUUCUGAUCAGAGGACACAGAGCUCCGAAUGUUCCAGAUGCCUUGGUACGUAUGAUCUUCGAAUUCUAUAUAUAA
Molecule: messenger RNA, 924 nt
Organism: Aspergillus steynii IBT 23096
Lineage: Eukaryota; Fungi; Ascomycota; Eurotiomycetes; Eurotiales; Aspergillaceae
Product: transcription initiation factor TFIID subunit 13 family protein
Exons: 3
Coding region: 1-924 (307 amino acids)
Biological process (GO): transcription by RNA polymerase II
Molecular function (GO): protein heterodimerization activity
Source: RefSeq, a predicted model, not a curated record